Molecule: messenger RNA, 936 nt
Organism: Daktulosphaira vitifoliae (grape phylloxera)
Lineage: Eukaryota; Metazoa; Arthropoda; Insecta; Hemiptera; Phylloxeridae
Exons: 7
Coding region: 92-892 (266 amino acids)
Source: RefSeq, a predicted model, not a curated record
UUUAUUUUACUUGUUAAACUAAAUAUAUAAAAUUACUUUUCUCAACUUAAAUAAUUGGUCAAUCAUUCAGAUUUAUCAUUUUGGAAAAAAUAUGCAUUACGGAUUACAAAUAAUUCUGUGUGUUGGACUUAUAUUUUCAACAACAGCAGUAUUAAUUACUGAUAUCAACAUUGAUAUUAUUAAAGAUUUAUCAUUUAACAAUUUACAAGGAGCAAAAAAUGAAUUUUAUAAGUGUGCUGUUAAUUUAGACAUAAAUGCACACAUAAAAAAAGAUAUAUUUAAUGAAUUUUUAACUACAUUGAAGGAUGACAUAAUUUUCCGUGAAAUACAUCCAAGUGAAACGAGUAUAAAAAUAUUAAAAUUUUUAAAUUUAAAUAAAUUCUAUAAUUCAGAAGAGUUUGAAAAUUGUUGUACUAUUUUCCACUCAAGUUUGUUCAAAGUUGAAAAACCCAUGUUCGAGGAAAGUGACGAUAUGAAUAUUGUAAUAUAUUUGCGGUUUGCAAAAUCAUUCGAUACAAUGUGUGAUUGUCUAGAAUACUAUAACACUACAGAAAAACUUAUCGAAGAUGCCAGAUUACACGAUAAACCGGAACCAUAUUCAUGUAGGGAAGAAUAUUCACAAAAGAAACGUCAACAAUAUUUACGGGAAUAUACAAUAUAUUAUUUGAAUAAAGUCAUAUCUGGUGAUAUUACUCCAAAUGAAAUGGUUAUUGAAAUAAAAGAGUACUUACAUCAAUAUAUUGACACUGAUCCUUUCGCAACUUAUUGUAGUGCUGUUUAUUACACAAGUUUGAUUUCUAACGUUGACGAUUUAAAGAAUUUAUUGAAAGAUAUUGAAAUCUUUAAAAAAACAGACGGUUAUAUCAAACAAGAUUUUUUAAUAUCAUGUUGAUUUUUUGAAUAUUUGUGAAAGUAUUUUAAGAAUUUACUAUAAAA